AUGCCUCACUUCACCGUGGUGCCGGUAGACGGGCCGCGGCGCGGCGAUUAUGACAACCUCGAGGGUCUGAGUUGGGUGGACUACGGGGAGCGCGCCGAUCGGGAGGACGCGGACGGACAUGGCAACCAUAAAGAGAGCAGCCCUUUCCUUUGUCCCAUGGAGGCUUCCAGAGGAAGUGACUACCAUGACAGGAACCUGGCACUGUUUGAGGAAGAGCUGGACAUCCGGCCAAAGGUGUCAUCUCUUCUGGGCAAGCUCGUCAGCUACACCAACCUCACACAGGGCGCCAAGGAGCAUGAGGAGGCUGAGAGUGGAGAGGGUGCCCGUCGGAGAGCAGCCAAGGCACCCAGCAUGGGCACCCUCAUGGGGGUGUACCUGCCCUGCCUGCAGAACAUCUUUGGGGUUAUCCUCUUCCUGCGGCUGACCUGGAUGGUGGGCACGGCCGGCGUGCUGCAGGCCCUCCUCAUUGUGCUCAUCUGCUGCUGCUGUACCUUGCUGACGGCCAUCUCCAUGAGCGCCAUUGCCACCAAUGGUGUGGUUCCAGCUGGGGGCUCCUAUUUCAUGAUCUCCCGCUCGCUGGGGCCAGAAUUUGGAGGUGCCGUGGGCCUGUGCUUCUACCUGGGAACAACAUUUGCGGCAGCCAUGUACAUCCUAGGGGCCAUUGAGAUCUUGCUGACCUACAUUGCCCCUCCAGCCGCCAUUUUUUACCCAACAGGCACUCAUGACACAUCGAGUGCCACCUUGAACAAUAUGCGGGUAUAUGGGACCAUUUUCCUGACCUUCAUGACCCUAGUGGUAUUCGUUGGUGUCAAGUAUGUGAACAAAUUUGCCUCACUCUUCCUGGCCUGUGUGAUCAUCUCCAUCCUCUCCAUCUAUGCUGGAGGCAUCAAGUCUAUUUUUGACCCUCCUGUGUUUCCAGUAUGUAUGCUGGGCAACAGGACACUGUCCCGGGACCAGUUUGAUGUCUGCGCCAAGACGGCCGUGGUAGACAAUGAGACAGUGGGCACCCAGCUCUGGAGCCUCUUCUGCCACAGCCCCAACCUCACGGCUGAGGCCUGCGACCCCUACUUCCUGCUCAACAAUGUGACUGAGAUCCCCGGCAUCCCUGGUGCAGCUGCCGGUGUACUCCAGGAAAACCUGUGGAGCACCUACCUGGAGAAGGGUGAGGUCGUGGAGAAGCAUGGGCUGCCCUCCAGGGAUGCCCUUGGCCUGAAGGAGAGCCUGCCCCUGUACGUGGUGGCUGACAUCACCACGUCCUUCACUGUGCUGGUUGGCAUCUUCUUCCCCUCAGUAACAGGCAUCAUGGCUGGUUCCAACCGCUCUGGGGACCUCCGAGACGCGCAGAAGUCCAUCCCAGUGGGGACCAUUCUGGCCAUUGUUACCACUUCCCUUGUCUACUUCAGCAGCGUGGUUCUCUUUGGUGCUUGCAUUGAGGGUGUGGUCCUCCGGGACAAGUACGGCGAUGGUGUCAGCAGAAACCUGGUGGUGGGCACGUUAGCCUGGCCUUCGCCCUGGGUCAUCGUUAUCGGCUCCUUCUUCUCCACUUGUGGUGCCGGCCUGCAGAGCCUAACUGGGGCACCACGCCUAUUGCAGGCUAUCGCCAAGGACAACAUCAUCCCUUUUCUCCGGGUUUUCGGUCAUGGCAAGGCAAAUGGUGAACCGACGUGGGCCCUCCUCCUGACAGCACUCAUCGCUGAGCUGGGCAUCCUCAUUGCCUCCCUGGACAUGGUGGCCCCCAUUCUAUCCAUGUUCUUCCUGAUGUGCUACCUGUUUGUGAACCUCGCCUGUGCUGUGCAGACACUCCUGAGGACCCCCAACUGGCGGCCUCGGUUCAAGUACUAUCACUGGGCACUGUCCUUCCUGGGCAUGAGCCUCUGCCUGGCCUUGAUGUUUGUCUCCUCCUGGUACUACGCCCUGGUCGCCAUGCUCAUCGCUGGCAUGAUCUACAAGUACAUUGAGUACCAAGGGGCUGAGAAGGAAUGGGGCGAUGGGAUCCGAGGCCUGUCCCUGAGCGCCGCCCGCUAUGCCCUGUUGCGGCUAGAGGAGGGCCCUCCUCACACCAAGAACUGGCGGCCUCAGCUACUGGUGCUGCUGAAGCUAGAUGAGGACCUUCACGUGAAGUACCCGCGGCUCCUCACUUUCGCCUCCCAGCUUAAAGCCGGCAAGGGCCUGACCAUCGUCGGUUCUGUCAUCCAGGGCAGCUUCUUGGAGAGCUACGGCGAGGCCCAGGCUGCUGAGCAGACAAUCAAGAACAUGAUGGAGAUUGAGAAGGUGAAGGGCUUCUGCCAGGUGGUGGUGGCCAGCAAGGUGCGGGAGGGGCUGGCCCACCUCAUCCAGUCUUGCGGCCUGGGAGGCAUGAGGCACAACACCGUGGUGCUGGGCUGGCCCUAUGGCUGGCGACAGAGUGAGGACCCACGCGCCUGGAAGACCUUUAUUGACACCGUGCGCUGCACCACAGCUGCCCACCUGGCCCUGCUCGUGCCCAAGAACAUCGCCUUCUACCCCAGCAACCAUGAGCGCUACCUGGAGGGCCACAUCGACGUGUGGUGGAUUGUCCACGAUGGCGGCAUGCUCAUGCUCCUGCCCUUCCUGCUGCGCCAGCACAAGGUUUGGAGGAAAUGCCGGAUGCGCAUCUUCACGGUGGCCCAGAUGGACGACAACAGCAUCCAGAUGAAGAAGGAUCUGGCCAUCUUCCUAUAUCACCUACGUCUCGAGGCAGAGGUGGAGGUGGUGGAGAUGCACAACAGCGACAUCUCUGCAUAUACCUACGAGCGGACACUGAUGAUGGAGCAGCGCUCCCAGAUGCUGCGGCAGAUGAGGCUGACCAAGACAGAGAGGGAACGAGAGGCCCAGCUAGUCAAGGACCGGCACUCGGCCCUGCGGCUGGAGAGCCUGUACUCGGAUGAGGAGGAUGAGUCUGCAGCUGGGACUGACAAGAUCCAGAUGACAUGGACCCGGGACAAGUACAUGGCCACGGAGCCCUGGGACCCCAGCCACACGCCCGACAACUUCCGGGAACUGGUGCAUAUUAAGCCGGACCAGUCUAAUGUGCGGCGCAUGCACACGGCCGUGAAGCUCAAUGAAGUCAUUGUCACACGCUCCCAUGAUGCCCGCCUGGUCCUACUGAACAUGCCUGGCCCACCCAAGAACAGCGAGGGUGAUGAGAACUGGAUCCUUUGGUGGGUAGACAUGGAGUUCCUGGAGGUGCUGACUGAGGGCCUCGAACGAGUGCUGUUGGUACGUGGUGGUGGCCGUGAAGUCAUCACCAUCUACUCCUGA
Messenger RNA from Rangifer tarandus platyrhynchus (Svalbard reindeer), 3279 nucleotides. The record is from the annotation of a GenBank genome assembly. NCBI's taxonomy places the organism in Eukaryota, Metazoa, Chordata, Mammalia, Artiodactyla, Cervidae.